UAUUUUGUCUCCUGCGGGCCACCGUAAUGUUUGUAGGAAAUACCCAGAUUAGCCUGCAGUCGGUCGUGCUGACUGUAUUUUUAGUUUCCAGCGAAUCGCCGCCUCUGCGUAGAUAUUUGCGGCACUCGCUGCGGUAGGUAUUCCCUCCAGGGGGUGAAUUAAAAGGCCAAGCGCUAUUAAAGAAACACACUUGGGCGGAUCGGACGCGUGACACGCUGUGUCGGCACACCAUUUAUGUUGAGCUAACCCGCUAGCAUCGGUUGGUUCGCAGGAUGUCGUACAGGAAAACUUUCAAACUUAUUUGCGGGGUCGCUGGAAGCUCCGCCGUGCUCGUCUUCGCGGCUGCCGCCGCCGAGUCCCGCGGUCUCUUCGGCGAGCGGCGCGCGGACGCGUCGAGGUUCACCGUCCUCCGAGCCGCGCAGCCGGCGUGGGCGCCUGCCAACCACACACCUGCGCCGACCGGACACGCCUGGGACUUCAACUGGGACAAGAGAGACCCAUCUGCGCUGUCCAAUGGGAAGAAGAAGGAGAGUCCUGCCGAGGACCCCAGCUCCGAGCGAGACAACGGCAAACCCAAGGCUACUCGACACAUUCUCCUAAUCAGACAUUCCCAGUACAACCUGAGUGGGAACAGUGACAAGGAGAGGAUCCUGACUCCUUUAGGUCGGGAGCAGGCUGAGUUGACUGGCCAGAGAUUGGCAGCGCUUGGGAUGAAGUAUGAUGUUCUGAUCCACUCCAGCAUGUCCAGGGCUGUAGAGACAGCAAACAUCAUCAGCAAACACCUGCCAGGUCCAGGAGUGGAUCUGGUGAGCUGCGAUUUGCUGAGAGAGGGAGCACCCAUUGAGCCGGUUCCACCCGUCACCCACUGGAAGCCAGACGCUGUGCAGUACCAUGAAGAUGGAGCUCGCAUUGAGGCAGCCUUCCGUCGCUACAUCCACCGGGCUGACCCCAAGCAGAAGGAGGACAGCUAUGAGAUCAUCGUGUGUCAUGCCAAUGUCAUCCGCUAUUUUGUGUGCAGGGCGCUGCAGUUUCCUCCAGAGGGUUGGCUACGCAUGGGCUUGAACAACGGCAGCAUCACGUGGCUCACCAUCCGUCCUAGUGGCAGGGUGGCCCUCAGGACGCUCGGAGACUCAGGGUUCAUGCCCCCAGAUAAACUGACGCGGACCUGAUGGCCCCGCACAUGGAAGGCUCUGCACGGAGCCCUCACUCCUUUUUCCUCCUUAAGUGUCUUGAAAUUUCUUGUGACGUAAUUUUGUAACUGAACUACCAUCGUGUUCUGAGACUGGGGUGGUGGUGUUGUGAUUACUUCCGUGCCAUAGAAGUAAUUAGCAGCUGCAUAGCAACUCCUCCUGAAUGUAAACUGAAGAUUUUUACACAAUGACAGUUUUUUUUUUAAAACCAAAAACUUGUAUUUGGAUAUUGUUGCCAUUGUAAAUGCAGGUUGUGCUUCAAGCUUGACAUUUGUCAUUGCAAUGUACUGAAAAGUGGGUAUUAAUGUUGUGCAGUGCAGCUGUAGAAAAUAAAUACCACUGUCAAAGCAGAAUGUGUCCAUUUGCUU
Betta splendens (Siamese fighting fish) is the source of this 1558-nucleotide messenger RNA. It is a transcript of the gene pgam5, whose product is annotated as PGAM family member 5, serine/threonine protein phosphatase, mitochondrial. Gene Ontology annotation, cellular component: mitochondrion. The record is from RefSeq and is a predicted model, not a curated record. Gene Ontology annotation, biological process: positive regulation of mitochondrial fission. Lineage: Eukaryota; Metazoa; Chordata; Actinopteri; Anabantiformes; Osphronemidae. Bases 273 to 1169 code for a protein of 298 amino acids. The transcript has 6 exons.